AUGGCGGCGGCCGCGGCGCUCCCGGGCGCGGGCGGGCCUCCCGCGGGCGGCGGGGCCGGGGGCGGCGGGGGCGCGGGCGGCGGGUCCCCGCCGGGCGGCUGGGCCGUGGCGCGCCUCGAGGGCCGCGAGUUCGAGUACCUGAUGAAGAAGCGCUCGGUGACCAUCGGGCGCAACUCGUCGCAGGGCUCGGUGGACGUGAGCAUGGGCCACUCCAGCUUCAUCUCGCGGCGCCACCUCGAGAUCUUCACGCCCCCGGGCGGCGGCGGCCAUGGCGGGGCGGCCCCGGAGCCGUCCGCGCAGCCCGGGCCCGACGCGGGCGGCGACUUCUACCUGCGCUGCCUCGGCAAGAACGGCGUGUUCGUGGACGGCGUGUUCCAGAGGCGCGGGGCGCCGCCGCUGCAGCUGCCGCGCGUGUGCACGUUUAGGUUCCCGAGCACGAACAUCAAGAUCACGUUCACUGCCCUGUCCAGUGAGAAGAGGGAGAAGCAGGAGGCUCCUGAGUCCCCGGUGAAGCCUGUGCAGGCCCACAUCUCGCCCCUGACCAUCAACAUUCCAGACACCAUGGCCCACCUCAUCAGUCCCCUUCCCUCCCCAACGGGAACCAUCAGUGCUGCAAACUCCUGCCCAUCAAGCCCCCGGGGAGCAGGGUCUUCUGGGUACAAAAUGGGCCGUGUGAUACCAGCUGACCUCAAUUUAAUGGCCGACAACUCGCAGCCAGAAAAUGAAAAAGAAGCUUCUGGUGGAGACAGCCCAAAGGAUGAUUCAAAGCCACCUUAUUCCUAUGCACAAUUGAUCGUACAAGCAAUUACGAUGGCUCCUGAUAAGCAACUUACUCUAAAUGGAAUUUAUACUCACAUCACUAAAAAUUAUCCAUACUACAGGACAGCAGACAAGGGCUGGCAGAAUUCAAUUCGCCACAAUCUCUCUCUGAAUCGUUAUUUCAUCAAAGUACCACGUUCCCAGGAAGAACCAGGCAAAGGCUCAUUCUGGAGGAUAGAUCCUGCUUCUGAAAGCAAAUUAAUAGAGCAGGCUUUUAGGAAAAGACGGCCUAGGGGCGUGCCUUGCUUUAGAACCCCUCUGGGACCGCUCUCCUCUAGAAGUGCCCCGGCCUCUCCCAAUCACGCUGGAGUGCUGUCCGCCCACUCCAGCGGUGCCCAGACCCCCGAGAGCCUGUCGAGGGAAGGUUCGCCGGCCCCCCUGGAGCCUGAGCCCAGCGCCUCACAGCCCAAACUGGCCGUCAUCCAGGAGGCACGGUUUGCCCAGAGUGCACCAGGCUCACCUCUGUCUAGUCAGCCUGUUCUGAUCGCCGUGCAGCGGCCGCUGCCGCCGCCGAUCAAGCCCGUCGCCUACACGGUCGCCGCCCCCGUGCCCGCCUCGGCCGCCCAGCCACCCGUCGUGCAGACCGUGCGCGUUGUCCACCAGAUCCCUGCGGCGUCCGUCACCGGCGUGGCCGGCCUGGCCCCGGCGAGCACGUACACGGUCGCUGGACAGGCCGUGGUCGCUCAGGCAGCUGUGCUGGCCCCUGCUAAGGCAGAGCCACAAGAGAACGGCGAUCACAAGGAGGUCAGAGUGAAAGUGGAACCUAUUCCUGCGAUUAGCCACGCCACGCUGGGUGCUGCCGGCCGGAUCAUUCAGACGCCACAGACCACGCCUGUCCAGACGGUCACCAUAGUGCAGCAGGCGUCUCUGGGGCAGCACCAGCUGCCAAUAAAAACUGUAACACAAAAUGGGACUCACGUGGUGCCAGUCCCUGCCGCCGUCCACGGCCAGGUGAACAAUGCGGUGGCAAGUCCCCUGCACAUGCUGGCCACGCAUGCGUCGGCGUCGGCGUCCCUGCCCACCAAGCGCCAGAAUGGCGACCAGCCGGAGCAGCCGGAGCUGAAGCGGGUCAAGACGGAAGACGGCGAGAGCAUCGUCCUCGCCCUGAGCGUGGACGCGCCGCCGGCCACCGGCAGGGAGAAAAGUGUCCAGAACUAGCGGCUGGGACAGCUUUUCUUACUUUAAUAUCAACUCUGUGGUGCCAAAAGGAGACACUGCCUCUCACCGACACGUGGAGCGCGCAGUCUCGGUGGGUAGAGGGCCCUGCGGUUGGACUUCACCUCAGCACUGAAAACACGAAACCCAGGUGGCCUUAAAACUCCUAAAAGACAGAAGUCACACCUGAACAAAACCACAUGCAACAAAACCUGCUUCCGGCGGCGUCUCCCCACCCCAAGCUCAGCUUGUCCCUCCACAGCGGAGCUGCCGGCACAGGGCGGGGACCGUCCCUGCCACCCUCCCAGGACCCUUGGGGCCGGCACUGGUAGAUGAGACAGUAUUUUGUUGUUCACAUGUGGAAUUAGAAUAUUUUGAGGUGUCCUUUCUUUACAAAAUAACGGGGUCUUUGACAUUUCCCAUCGCUCCAUUUCUACUCCGGAAACUUUGGAAUCACACAGGACCUUCCGUGUCGAUUUCUUUGGGGAAAAGAAACAAUGUAGUUUUGUUUUUGUUGUUUGUUUUCAGCCUAUGGAAUGAUUUCCUUUUUUCUGUCCUGUUACCGUUCAGCCGGAGCCGCAGGAUGACGUCUGCGGGUUUUUCCGUGGUAGAGCAAGUGCCGGCUGCAUCUAGGACGGAUGGACAGACAGGCUAGACAGACGGACGCCCGCGCUGGGCCGCAUGUUAACCGUGACUGAAAGAACUGGUGGACUCACAGAGCUGCACUUAACUGGGUCUCUUUCCUGCUACUUUCUGUUGUUUGUUCCUUUGUGUUGACUUUGUCCCUGGCAUAAUUUUUCCACUCUAAGUAAAACAAACCUCCUAA
This is a messenger RNA of Neogale vison (American mink), 2800 nucleotides long. It is a transcript of the gene FOXK2, whose product is annotated as forkhead box K2. The record is from RefSeq and is a predicted model, not a curated record. Lineage: Eukaryota; Metazoa; Chordata; Mammalia; Carnivora; Mustelidae. Gene Ontology annotation, biological process: regulation of transcription by RNA polymerase II. The transcript is spliced from 9 exons. Gene Ontology annotation, molecular function: protein binding; RNA polymerase II cis-regulatory region sequence-specific DNA binding; DNA-binding transcription factor activity, RNA polymerase II-specific. Bases 1 to 1977 code for a protein of 658 amino acids.